AUGAGGCAGCCUUCAGGCUUUGUAGACAAGACAAGAUCAGAUCAUGUGUGUCUGUUACACAAGUCUCUGUACGGGCUUAAACAGUCACCUCGAGCUUGGUUUGAUAAGUUCAGUACAUUCUUGUUGGAGUUUGGUUUCGUUUGCAGCAUCAAAGACCCGUCUCUCUUCAUCUAUGCUAAAGGGAAGAACAUUAUCUUGCUUCUAUUAUACGUUGAUGACAUGUUAUUGACUGGAAACUGCACUGAUUUGUUACAAAAGUUGUUGGCAGAUCUCAACAAUCAGUUUAGAAUGAAGGAUCUCGGGAAGAUGCAUUACUUCUUGGAAAUACAAGCGAUAAUUCAUGAGUCUUGUCUGUUUCUAUCUCAAGAGAGAUACGCAAGGGAUUUGCUUGCUGUAGCAGGGAUGACAGAUUGCGCUCUAGUGAACACACCACUCCCUCUUCAGCUAAGCAAAGCUCCACAUCAAGAUAAGAAGUUCGAGAAUCCAUCUUACUUCAGAAGUCUCGCGGGGAACCUACAAUACCUCAUGCUUACAAGACCAGACCUACAGUUCUCUGUCAAUUACGUGUGUCAGAAGAUGCAUGAGCCAACAUUAUCAGACUUUAUGUUAUUGAAGAGGAUCUUGAGGUAUGUCAAAGGAAUGCUUACUCAUGGGAUCAACCUCUCCAAAGACACAGACUUCACGUUGAGGGCAUACAAUGAUAGUGAUUGGGCUGGAUGCCAUCACACACGAAGAUCAACAAGUGGUCUCUGUACAUAUCUAGGCUCUAAUCUCAUCUCAUGGUCGUCUAAGAAACAACCAACGGUCUCAAGGAGCUCAACCGAGGCAGAGUAUAGAGCGCUAUCUGAGACAGCAGCAGAACUGAGCUGGAUGUGUUCAAUUCUCAGAGAAAUUGGAGUACCUAUCACUGUCACACCAGAGCUCUACUGUGACAAUCUAUCAUCA
This is a messenger RNA of Brassica oleracea var. oleracea, 945 nucleotides long. RefSeq lists its product as uncharacterized. Lineage: Eukaryota; Viridiplantae; Streptophyta; Magnoliopsida; Brassicales; Brassicaceae. The record is from RefSeq and is a predicted model, not a curated record. The transcript has a single exon. The annotation marks the transcript as partial.